AUGGCUGCACGUAACCCUGGACCUAUAAUUUUGGAUCCACCUUUUGGAUUUCCUGCUUUUAAAAAUUGGGUACAACGUGAUUGUUUAUCGCGUCGUGUGUUUCGGGAGUCUGAGGUGAACACUCGGGUGUACAAGGUGGUAUAUCGCAAUAUGGGUUUAAAAGGGCAUAUCCCUAUAGAUAACAAGGUCGGCUUGUAUCGUAUACGUAUGAGAUGUAUUUUCGGUGGAUAUGGGCACGGGGUAUUCAGGUUCACUAGGAUGUCGAAAAUGGCAUUCCAACAAGUGGCAAGAGAAGGUUGGCUGCGGAAAUAUGGCUAUAGACCUGAUCUAUUCAGGUGA
Molecule: messenger RNA, 339 nt
Organism: Babesia sp. Xinjiang
Lineage: Eukaryota; Apicomplexa; Aconoidasida; Piroplasmida; Babesiidae
Exons: 1
Coding region: 1-339 (112 amino acids)
Source: RefSeq, a predicted model, not a curated record